CUUCCUGUCAAGUCCCAGCCUAUAAAAGCACAAGAUAUUUCAGUCCGUUCACCUCACUGACUCGUAAGUUUUGGCUUAAACCCUAGCCGCUCCAUUUUUUUUUUUCUCUCCGAGUGUUGUACUGGUGUAGGCUCUUCAAAGAUCCAAGAACAAUCCACUUUCGAGAUGGCUUUCUAUAACAAGGUUGGGAGCCUUUUGAGACAAGGCAUUUCCCAGAAUGGACAAGCACCAAUGUCAUCUAUGUUUAAUUCUGCUCGUUACAUGUCCUCCAAGCUUUUUGUUGGAGGUCUUUCGUUUUCCACUGAUGACUCUUCUCUCAAAGAUGCUUUUUCCGGCUUUGGUGAUGUGACUGAUGCAAAGGUCAUCAUGGAUAGAGAUACUGGGAGGUCGCGGGGAUUUGGAUUUGUUAACUUUGCCAGCGAAGAUGCUGCCAAUUCAGCCCUCACCGCUAUGGAUGGCCAGGAGUUAAAUGGGCGAAGCAUUCGUGUGAGUGUCGCUAACGAACGAACUGGUCCUCGACCAUCAUUUAAUGGUGGUUACCGUGGGGGUGACAGUGGCUUUUAAACAGUUGACGCAUGUGCUGUCUAUAGGCUUUUCUAUCUUCAUUUAUCUUUAGAUUUGAAGUUGUUUUGGUUAGUCGUGGAUUUUAUUAGCUAAAAUUCUGCUGGUUAUGUAGUUUGCUAUGUAAGGCCGCAGAAAGAGUUUGAUGGUGAAGGUUUUCCAUUUGCAUUUUAUCCGGCCAUAUUGCUGAAUGGUGUUUGUGAAUGAUUUUAUGAAACCUUCUACUAGGUUAUUCCAGUUUUAA
Rosa rugosa (rugosa rose) is the source of this 805-nucleotide messenger RNA. Its product is annotated as glycine-rich RNA-binding protein 4, mitochondrial. The transcript is spliced from 5 exons. Lineage: Eukaryota; Viridiplantae; Streptophyta; Magnoliopsida; Rosales; Rosaceae. Bases 166 to 564 code for a protein of 132 amino acids. Gene Ontology annotation, molecular function: RNA binding. The record is from RefSeq and is a predicted model, not a curated record.